GAGGACCGGAAAGGAGGCGGGGCCGCGGGGGCGCGCGCUCCCGGAACGCGCGCGGCGCAGGCGGCGCGGAUCGCAGGGAGCCGGUCCGCGGCCGGAACGGGGUCCCCGGUGUGCUUGCGGAACGGGGCUCGGGGAGGACGGUCGCGAUGAACACGGUGCUGUCGCGGGCGAACUCGUUGUUCGCCUUCUCGCUGAGCGUGAUGGCGGCGCUCACCUUCGGCUGCUUCAUCACCACCGCCUUCAANCCGCCCGCCCGCCCGCACGGUCCGCCGCGGGCUAGCCCGGCUCCGGGGCCGGCCGCCGCGGCUCGGCUUUUUUAUCCUCUCUUCACACAAGUUUCUCUGAUUUUUACUUGUUUCUUUGUGGGAUUGCCCUUCCACCUGUGCCUCCAUCUAGAUCCUGUGUUUCACUUUAAGGAACUAUGUGAAUUGUGUGUGCUGUUAUGUUUGAAGGAUGGUAAAACUUUUAUCUUUAUUUUUAGAAAAAAUGUAGAAGACUUCACUGGACCUAGAGAAAGAAGUGAUCUGGGCUUCAUUACAUUUGAUAUAACUGCUGAUCUGGAGAAUAUAUUUGAUUGGAAUGUUAAGCAGUUGUUUCUUUAUUUAUCAGCAGAAUAUUCAACAAAAAAUAAUGCUCUGAACCAAGUUGUCCUUUGGGACAAGAUUGUUCUGCGAGGUGAUAAUCCAAAGCUGCUGUUGAAAGAUAUGAAAACAAAAUAUUUUUUCUUUGACGAUGGAAAUGGCCUCAAGGGAAACAGGAAUGUCACUUUAACCCUAUCUUGGAACGUUGUACCAAAUGCUGGAAUUCUACCUCUUGUGACAGGAUCAGGUCACGUAUCUGUCCCAUUUCCAGAUACAUAUGAAAUAACGAAGAGUUAUUAAAUUAUUCUGAAUUUGAAACAACGUAUUUUUAUACUUAAUGAAUCAUAUCUCGUUUUUCUCUUCCCUUGCAUCUUCAUUUGGUUUUUACUUUUUGGGGGCUGGGGUGUAAGAACUAACAUAAGAGGCAUAUUUGAAGGGAAAAGUUAACGUGCUACUUAAACUUCAUUUUACAAACAAAACACACAAAAAGCCACCAGAGUGGAGUAUUAUAAAAAUAAGACAACUACAUAAUAAAGAUUUGUAAAACAGUUUAUGUUUGAGGUAUUCCCUAUAUGGCCACGCUUCCUUGUGGCAUAUACAGUGAGCAUGAAGAGUAGUUAAAACUGGUAGGUGCCUGUGGAGUUAAAAGAACUGUGUUGUAUUCCUUGCAUUCAUGCAAGUUCACAUUAGAUAUGAUUCAGAAAUGGACAUUCUCUUUUAGGGUAUGUCUCAUUACUGGAAAAAUUAAAAUGGUUAUUCGUAAGACACUUGGUUUACAAAAUAGCCGAAAGUGAUGGAAUUUUAUUCCAUUUGUCUUAGGAAUGCCCUGUUAUGCUUGUUUUUCUUACAGGUGACUAGCAACUUUCUCUACUUAAAGACUAAAUACCUCUUUAUAAGCUGUAAAUCAUUUUAACUCAUUUAAAAGUCUCUUAAGUCAACCAAAU
This is a messenger RNA of Ailuropoda melanoleuca (giant panda), 1525 nucleotides long. It is a transcript of the gene SPCS3, whose product is annotated as signal peptidase complex subunit 3. The transcript has 5 exons. The record is from RefSeq and is a predicted model, not a curated record. Gene Ontology annotation, cellular component: signal peptidase complex; membrane. NCBI's taxonomy places the organism in Eukaryota, Metazoa, Chordata, Mammalia, Carnivora, Ursidae. Gene Ontology annotation, biological process: protein targeting to ER. The coding region runs from base 147 to 881 and encodes 244 amino acids.